AUGAUUUUGAGAACUCCACCGCCACCGAAGAGACCACGCGGCGGCGGCGAUGUGGACGGGGACGGCAAUGGACAGCUGGUCAUCUACGAGGAUCCGCCGGAGUCAUCUCAGGAACCCUCGGCUUCGGAGCACAUGCUCUGCACCUAUCAGUGUCGCCAGAUGGUCAAAUCGGAAUUUAUUGAUGCCUUAAGCAAAGCUGAAAAUCAAGCCCGUGAUUAUCAAUCAAAAUUUGAGACAUUGGAGGAUAAUUUCCAAAAAGUUGAAUCCGAGAGGAAGAAAUUUCUGGACCAAUUCUUAUAUGCCGAACAGGAACUCGCAGCUGCAAAAGGGCGUGAAGAGGCACUCCAAGAACAACUUUUGAAAGAGGUCACGGAGUCCCAAGAACGAUUAAGAAAACAAAUCCAAUUAAGCAGCGAACUCCAGGUUAAGCUCCAGAAUGAGACAAACCUUCGCAAAAAAGCUGAGUCUCAUGCUUCUUCAGCAGAGGAGAAAGCAACAUCUUUAGAAGGAAAGCUAGGCCAUCUCUCAGAAAGUAUAGAGAGGGAAAAAAAGCGACUGCAUGACGAGCAUUCACAAUUGAAAAGUGACUCAAAGUUAUCUAUUUCUAGAAUAUCUGCUAAUCUUGAACAAAUGGAAUGCAAAGCUAAUAAUGCUGAGAGAGAAGCAGAGCUGCUAAAAGAACAACUGAAACAUCUCAAGGAUCAACUUGAUGAGUGUUUGCAUCAGAAGAUUGAAGUUGAAAAAAAACUAUCUACUUUGAUGUUUCAAGAAGUUGCUUCUACAGAGAGUAAUGUUUUAGUCAAACAUUUGCAACAGGAGCUUCGGAACUAUGAAUCUGAAGUAAGGGAAGCACGGAAACUAAGAUCAAGUCAUGAGAACGUUGACCUUUUGAAGGAGAAAUUAUUGGAGGAAAAGCGUCACCGCGAAAGGGCAGAAUCAGAGCUAUCCAAGUUACAGGAUAUCCAGUUAAACAUGAAAAAGUUAGAGGAUCAAAUAUCAUCAUGGAGAAUGAUGAUUACAGAUUUACCUGGUGUCUCAUGUUUUGAAGACUUGCCUGUUAAAUUUGCAGCUUUACAGAAAGAAGUCAUUUAUAGCACACAAAAGGAGGGUGAGAUAACUGCUCGCUUGAAACAAAUGGAGGUGGCUCUGGAUGCUGCUGAAAUUGGUAAACAAAAUGCUGAAACUGAGGCUGCAUUGGCUAAAGAGAAGGCAGAUGUAUUGAUAUCAGAAAUUAAAAGAAUUGAAUUAAGGCUUGCUAUUGCUACUGAGGAAAGGAAUAAAUUAAGAAAUGUUGCCAAUUUGAAGAAUGUUGAAACUCAGGAUGCAUCAAAAAAUGAACCUGAAUCAUUUCUUAUGAAGCAAGACGAUUGCAUUAAAGAAUUAGAAAGUACCUUGCAUGACCAGAGACUGAUUAAUAAUCGUCAAUUAGAGGAAAUAAAGUUACUUAAUGAAAAAUUGCAUGGUGAAGCAAGAAAAGUGAAGUCAUUGGAGAGGGAGAGUGACCGACUCCGGUCAGAGAUUUCAUUACUAGAGGCAAAGUUGGGUCAUGGUGAUUUUUCUGCUGCUAAUACAAAAGUUCUGCGGAUGGUGAACACACUUACUGUCGAUAAUGAGGCCAAACAAACCAUAGAGGCACUGCAAACUGAGCUGCAAAAAACGAAAGAGAAGUUAAAAGCUGUGGAAGAAUUGAAAAGUCAAACAGGAGAAUCUGGAAAGCUGGUAGAUAGCUAUAUAUCAGAUAAGAUCUUGAAAUUAAAAGAGCAAAUUGCAACACUUGAGAAGCGAGAAGAAAGAUACAAGACUGUGUUUGCAGACAGAAUUUCGGUUUUCCGGAGGGCAUGCUGUGAGCUUUUUGGCUAUAAGAUUGUGAUGGAUGAACACCAGCGACCAAAUGGAAUACCUGUGACACGAUUUAUCUUGCAAUCCAUUUAUGCACUAAGUGAUGAUGAGAAGCUUGAAUUUGAAUAUGAAUCAGGGAAUACUAACAUUUUGGCAAAUCAUUAUACAUCUCUUCCUGAGGUUUCUCAUCAGGUGGAGAUAUUCGUUCGGAAGAUGAAUUCAAUUCCUGCUUUCACUGCCAACUUAACGGUGGAGUCUUUCAAUAAAAGAACCCUGUCUUAA
This is a messenger RNA of Sphenostylis stenocarpa, 2121 nucleotides long. NCBI's taxonomy places the organism in Eukaryota, Viridiplantae, Streptophyta, Magnoliopsida, Fabales, Fabaceae. The record is from the annotation of a GenBank genome assembly.